CGGUUACUGGGGGAACUGGGGGCACUGAGGGGGCUUAGCCUGGGGUCAAACCAGCGCAACACCCACACUGGAGACGUGGCUGGACUGGGAGUCACUGGUUUGAACUGGGGCCACUCUGGAGGGUCCCCCAGACCCAAAUUCGGGGGACAGGAGGAGGAGCAGGACUUCACAAACACCUCUACUGGGUGGGUUUAUUAGAAAUUAAUUAAGUAAUUAAUACACCUCCCCACCGCCAUGACACCACAUGGGGUCGGCCACAGGCCACGCCUGGCCUGGUGUCCCCGUGUCCCCUCUGCUGUGCCGUGGGGGAGGUGGCACUGUGAGCUGGCACAGCCCCGGGGGUGUACCGGUGUCCCCACCACCUCGUUAUGGGGGUGACACCCUCAUCUGUCCCACUCAGUGUCACCUCGGGCUGCCCCCAUGUUGCCACCCACAGCUCGCUGUGGGGGUGGCACUGGUGACGGGUCACCAGCAGAGCUCGGUGUCACCAGCGGGGUGUCCCAGUGUCACUGUCACCGACGUUUCAUCAUGGAGGUGACACUGUGACCUGUCACAGCUUAAUAUCACCAGUGGGUGUCCCAGUGUCACCCAGCUCAGCCAUGGGGUGACACCGGGACUGUCACAGUUCCUUGUCAUGAUCAGGUGUCCCAGUGUCAUUGUCACCCACAGUCCAUGGUGGCGCUGUGACCCACUGCAGUUCAGUGUCACUGUCACCCACAGCCCAUCGUGGCACUGUGACCCACUGCAGUUCAGUGUCCUCAAGGGGUGGCACUNUCACCCACAGUCCAUCGUGGGGUGUCACUGUCACCCACUGCAGUUCAGUGUCACUGUCACCCACAGUCCAUGGUGGCACUGUGACCCACUGCAGUUCAGUGUCCUCAAGGGGUGGCACUGUCACCCACAGUCCAUCGUGGGGUGUCACUGUCACCCACUGCAGUUCAGUGUCACUGUCACCCACAGCCCAUGGUGGCACUGUGACCCACUGCAGUUCAGUGUCAUUGUCACCCACAGUCCAUGGUGGCACUGUGACCCACUGCAGUUCAGUGUCCUCAAGGGGUGGCACUGUCACCCACAGUCCAUCGUGGGGUGUCACUGUCACCCACUGCAGUUCAGUGUCACUGUCACCCACAGUCCAUGGUGGCACUGUGACCCACUGCAGUUCAGUGUCCCCACGGGUGUCUCAGUGUUUCUGUCACUCACAGCUCAGCACAGAGGUCACACUGUGACCCCAUCACUGCCUGGUGACCCCAUGGGCUCUUCCUGUGUCCCUGGCCCUGUCACUCUGGUGUUCCUGCUGAGCUGUCCCAGUGUUCCUGUCACUCUGACAUCCCAGUGUCCCUCCUUCCUUGUCACAUCUGUGUCCCUGUCACACCUUGAGCUGUCCUGCUGUCCCUGUCCCACCACAGUGUCCCUAUUCCUAUCACACCCCAGUGUCCCCAUGGAGCUGUCCUGGUGUCCCUGUCACACCUGCUGUCCCCAUUACACCCUUAUGUCCUUCUCAAGCUGUCCCAGUGUCCCUGUCCCACCCCAGUGUCCCCAUCGAGUUGUCCCAGUGUCCCUGUCCCAGCCCAGUGUUCCUGACACAUAUUGGUGACCCCCUCAAACUGUC
This is a messenger RNA of Passer montanus (Eurasian tree sparrow), 1609 nucleotides long. RefSeq lists its product as uncharacterized. The record is from RefSeq and is a predicted model, not a curated record. Bases 635 to 1594 code for a protein of 319 amino acids. The transcript is spliced from 4 exons. NCBI's taxonomy places the organism in Eukaryota, Metazoa, Chordata, Aves, Passeriformes, Passeridae.